AUGUCGAUGGAGCGUUCUGUAACGAAGGCGCCUCGGGCGUUGGCUACCCGGGCCUCGGCAGUGGGUGGGGGAGGUUUAUAUAGCACCAUAGUGCUGGUAGAUGUUAACGGGAGGCCUUUAAUGAAUCUGCAUAGAGUCCCUCAACAUGUUACUGUCUCCGAUGUUAAAAACAAAAUCUCUGAAAGGCUUAAAGAAGUCGGCAGAAAUCUGCCCGCUGAUCUCAU
Molecule: messenger RNA, 224 nt
Organism: Eimeria acervulina
Lineage: Eukaryota; Apicomplexa; Conoidasida; Eucoccidiorida; Eimeriidae
Exons: 1
Source: RefSeq, a predicted model, not a curated record